AUGAACACGAUAUUUACUCCACCAUUGUACAUACAGCGAUACGAAUUUGUCAUCGACUUCGUCAAAAAGAACAAACCCAAAAAGGUGGUAGACUUGGGAUGCAAUGACUGCACUCUCCUUAGGAAGCUGAAGUUUCACAAAGAAAUUGAACUGCUUGCUGGACUGGACAUUGACUGUGCAGCUAUCAGGGCUAAAAUGUAUGAACUGGCACCGAUUCCAACUGACUACCUGCAGCCAGGUGAUCAUCCCCUGACCAUUGAACUGUACCAGGGUUCAGUCACCGAGAGGGAUCCCCGCACCAAAGGAUUUGAUCUGGUGACGAGUAUUGAGCUCAUUGAGCACCUACAGCUUGAGGAUGUGGAUAGGUUCACUGAGGUUGUAUUUGGCUACAUGGCCCCAGUAGCAGCAAUCAUUAGCACUCCAAACGCUGACUUCAACCCCCUGCUCCCCGGGCUGACAGGGUUUAGACACUACGACCACAAAUUUGAAUGGACUAAAGUUGAGUUUCAGACCUGGGCUCUGAAGGUGUGCAGAGAGUUUGGUUAUGUGGUGGCGUUUACAGGUGUUGGACAGAUACCGGCCCAGGAGGAGAGUAUCGGGUUCUGCUCUCAAAUCGGAGUGUUUCAGAUCGACAGGUCAGGAGGUGACGCACCACGUCUGCAAAAUAAUGUCGCAGAGGAGCAUCUUCCUUACAGAGUGUUAUACAACGUGGUGUACCCAAGCCUGUGUGACAGCAAUAUCUUCCAGAGGACUCUGGUGAAUGAGGUCCUGUACUGGGCUGAGACCCUGAAGAGAGAGUGGCUGGAGGAGAUACGUGGAGUGGGGGAGGAAGAAUCAGAACAGACAGAUGAAGAGGGUUGUUCGAGAGAAGGAAUGGACAGGGAGGAGAGUCAGACAGGUGAAGUGGAGCGAGUGGUGGCGGGUGGUAGAGGGUUUGAGGUAGAGAAUGAGGAGGUGGGGGGAGAGGGUAGAACAGACAUGGGACAGGAGGAGCCCUACAGAGUAGGUCAGUCUGUGUGUGUCCCCUUGGUCAGGUUGUGCUCCUGCCCCAGAGUGCAAGCUCUGAGUGGGACAGUCCAGCGUCUCACAAAGUUCCUACUGGAGAACUCUAGAGUACAGCUAACCAAUGAUGGCACUGCCGUGGUGUUGGUGGACAGCGAUGAUGAAGAUUUGGAUUGGGAUGAGAACUGUGAUAACACAGGGACAGGUCCGUUCUUGGUCAGUAGCGUGGAGAACGAGGACUGGGAGACAGAGCUUGGUCAGUAGCAUGGAGAACAAGGACUGGGAGACCGAGCUUGGGUGACCUUUGUCAUAUAA
Oncorhynchus masou masou (cherry salmon) is the source of this 1317-nucleotide messenger RNA. RefSeq names its product HEN methyltransferase 1 (gene henmt1). Gene Ontology annotation, cellular component: nucleus; cytoplasm. Lineage: Eukaryota; Metazoa; Chordata; Actinopteri; Salmoniformes; Salmonidae. The transcript has 6 exons. Gene Ontology annotation, biological process: piRNA processing; siRNA processing; RNA methylation. Gene Ontology annotation, molecular function: RNA methyltransferase activity; O-methyltransferase activity. The record is from RefSeq and is a predicted model, not a curated record.